Messenger RNA from Cebus imitator (Panamanian white-faced capuchin), 2665 nucleotides. It is a transcript of the gene MYBL2, whose product is annotated as MYB proto-oncogene like 2. Bases 263 to 2269 code for a protein of 668 amino acids. Gene Ontology annotation, molecular function: DNA-binding transcription factor activity, RNA polymerase II-specific; RNA polymerase II cis-regulatory region sequence-specific DNA binding. The record is from RefSeq and is a predicted model, not a curated record. Lineage: Eukaryota; Metazoa; Chordata; Mammalia; Primates; Cebidae. The transcript has 13 exons. Gene Ontology annotation, biological process: regulation of DNA-templated transcription. Gene Ontology annotation, cellular component: nucleus.
CAGGCCCCGCCCCGCCGCUCGCGCGCCAGGCCCGGGCGGCGCCGACGCGCUUGGCGGGAGAUAGAAAAGUGCUUCAGCCCGCGCCGGCGGCGGCUGCAGUUCCUGCGAGCGGAGAGCGCGGGACCUGCGGACACGCUGACGACGUCGAGCGCGGCCCGGGGCCCGGAGCGGCCGGAGCAGCCUGGGUCUUGACCCCGGCCCGGCUCCCGCUCCGGGCUCAGCCAGCGGGCAGGCGAGCGCGGCGCGGUCCGGGCCGGGGGGGAUGUCUCGGCGGACGCGCGGCGAGGAGUUGGAUGAGCUGCACUACCAGGACACAGAUUCAGAUGUGCCGGAGCAGAGGGAUAGCAAGUGCAAGGUCAAAUGGACCCACGAGGAGGACGAGCAGCUGAGGGCCCUGGUGAGGCAGUUUGGACAGCAGGACUGGAAGUUCCUGGCCAGCCACUUCCCUAACCGCACUGACCAGCAAUGCCAGUACAGGUGGCUGAGAGUUCUGAAUCCAGACCUUGUCAAGGGGCCAUGGACCAAAGAGGAAGACCAAAAGGUCAUCGAGCUGGUUAAGAAGUAUGGCACAAAGCAGUGGACGCUGAUUGCCAAGCACCUGAAGGGCCGGCUGGGGAAGCAGUGCCGUGAACGUUGGCACAACCACCUCAACCCUGAGGUGAAGAAGUCUUGCUGGACUGAGGAGGAGGACCGCAUCAUCUGCGAGGCCCACAAGGUGCUGGGCAACCGCUGGGCAGAGAUUGCCAAGAUGUUGCCAGGGAGGUGCUGGCAACUACUGUAUAGUCUAUAUCUCAGUGAAAUCCAAAUUAUGUAUUCUUGUGUCUUACAGGGAAGCCUUCUGACCAGCUGGCCCUCUGGCCCUCCUACCAUGAAGGAGGAGGAAAGCAGUGAGGAGGAACCUACAGCAGCCACCACUUGGAAGGAGCAGGAGCCCAUCCCUACAGAUCUGGAUGCAGUGCGAACACCAGAGCCCUUGGAGGAAUUCCCGAAGCGUGAGGACCAGGAAGGCUCCCCGCCGGAAAUGAGCCUGCCCUACAAGUGGGUGGUGGAGGCUACAAAUCUCCUCAUCCCUGCCGUGGGUUCUAGCCUCUCUGAAGCCCUGGACUUGAUUGAAUCGGACCCCGAUGCUUGGUGUGACUUGAGUAAAUUUGACCUCCCUGAGGAGCCAUCUGCAGAGGACAGUAUCAACAACAACCUGGUGCAGCCGCAAGCGUCACAUCAGCAGCAGGUCCUGCCACUCCGCCAGCCUGCUGCCCCAGUGCCCAGCGUGACCGAGUACCGCCUGGAUGGCCACACCAUCUCGGACCUCAGUCGGAGCAGCCGGGGCGAGCUGAUCCCCAUCUCCCCCAGCACUGAAGUUGGGGGCUCCGGCAUUGGCACGCCGCCCUCAGUGCUCAAGCGGCAGAGGAAGAGGCGUGUGGCUCUGUCCCCUGUUACUGAGAAUGGCACCAGUCUGUCUUUCCUGGAUUCCUGUAACAGCCUCACCCCCAAGAGCACACCUGUUAAGACCCUGCCCUUCUCACCCUCCCAGUUUCUGAACUUCUGGAAUAAACAGGACACAUUGGAGCUGGAGAGCCCCUCACUGACAUCCACCCCAGUGUGUAGCCAGAAGGUGGUGGUCACCACACCACUGCACCGGGACAAGACACCCCUGCACCAGAAACAUGCUGCGUUUGUAACCCCAGAUCAGAAGUACUCCAUGGACAACACUCCCCACACGCCAACCCCUUUCAAGAAUGCCCUGGAGAAGUACGGACCCCUGAAGCCCCUGCCACAGACCCCUCACCUGGAGGAGGACUUGAAGGAGGUGCUGCGCUCUGAGGCUGGCAUCGAGCUCAUCAUCGAGGAUGACAUCAGGCCCGACAAGCAGAAGAGGAAGCCCGGGGUGCGUCGGAGCCCCGUCAAGAAAGUCCGGAAGUCUCUGGCUCUUGACAUUAUGGAUGAGGAUGUGAAGCUGAUGAUGUCCACACUGCCGAAGGCUCUGUCGUUGCCAACAACUGCCCCUUCAAGCUCCUCCAGCCUCACCCUAUCAGGUAUCAAAGAAGACAACAGCCUGCUCAACCAGGGCUUCUUGCAGGCCAAGCCUGAGAAGGCAGCAGUGGCCCAGAAGCCCCGAAGCCAUUUCUCGACACCUGCCCCUAUGUCCAGUGCCUGGAAGACAGUGGCCUGCGGGGGGACCAGGGACCAGCUCUUCAUGCAAGAGAAAGCCCGGCAGCUCCUGGGCCGCCUGAAGCCCAGCCACACAUCUCGGACCCUCAUCUUGUCCUGAGGUGCUGGGGCGGGUCACGAGCCCAUUCUCAUGUUUACAGGGGUUGGGGGUGCAGAGGGGGUCUGUGAAUUUGAGUGUCACUCAGGUGACCUCCUGCAGGGAACCUUCUGCCACCAGCCCCUCCCCAGACUCUCAGGUGGAGGCAACAAGGCCGUGUGCUGCCCUGUCGCCAAGCCCAGCUCUGGGCAGCUCCUGGUGCUAACAGCAAAGCCCCACACCCAGGCCUGCGUGUUCCCUCCCAAAGGCCACAGGGAGCCCAGUCAGCUUCUCCCAAGCCCAGGUCAGGCCUGGCUCAUCUCAGACCCUGCUUAGGAUCGGGGGCGUGGCCAGGGGUGCUCCUGUGCUCAACCCCAGUUGGUGCAUUUUUUUGGAAGAAUAAAAUUGCCUUUCUCUUUG